AAGAAUUUUCCAAGCAGAGGGAACAGAAACUACAAAAGCCCAGAGAUCAAAGACACUGUGUUGUGUCUGGGAACAGCCAGGAGAUCAAUGCGAUUGGAGCUAAGUGGAAGAAAAGACAGGUAGAUGGACUAUAAGGCACUGGCCCAACAAACUGCCCAAGAAAUUUUAGGUUACAAUCAAGAUACAUCAGACUGGAAAGUGGUUAAAACUGCAAAAAAGGUAACUGUUUACAGCAAGACUUCUAGAAAAUUCCAUGGAAAUCUAUAUCGUGUUGAAGGAAUAAUUCCAGAACCAGCAGCUAAAUUAUCUGAUUUCCUUUACAAACCUGAAAAUAGAAUUGCGUGGGAUAAAUCGUUGAAAGUGUACAAUAUGGUGCACAAGAUUGACCCGGACACAUACAUAUGUCACACCAUUACCCAGAGUUUUGCCAUGGGCUCCAUUUCACCCCGAGAUUUUGUCGACCUGGUGUACAUCAAGCGCUGUGAUGGAAAUAUGGAUGUGAUUAGUUCUAAUAGUGUGGAUUUUCCAGCAUAUCCCCCAUCUUCAAAUUACAUCCGUGGUUAUAAUCAUCCUUGUGGAUAUAUAUGUUCACCUCUGAAAGAGAAUCCAGCACAUUCCAAACUAGUGAUGUUUGUCCAAACAGAAAUGAAAGGGAAAUUGUCCCCAUCAAUCAUUGAAGCUACGAUGCCCUCCACCUUAGUGAGCUUCAUCCUCAAUGCAAAAGAUGGAUUGAAGAGCCAUAAAACUCAAGGAUGUGGGCAUCGGCAUACUCCUGCUGGCCAUUCAUCAUAUCUGAAGAAGAAGUGA
Molecule: messenger RNA, 807 nt
Organism: Sorex fumeus (smoky shrew)
Lineage: Eukaryota; Metazoa; Chordata; Mammalia; Eulipotyphla; Soricidae
Gene: STARD6
Product: StAR related lipid transfer domain containing 6
Exons: 7
Coding region: 124-807 (227 amino acids)
Molecular function (GO): lipid binding
Source: RefSeq, a predicted model, not a curated record